This is a messenger RNA of Cladophialophora bantiana CBS 173.52, 675 nucleotides long. RefSeq lists its product as uncharacterized. The transcript is spliced from 2 exons. The record is from RefSeq and is a predicted model, not a curated record. NCBI's taxonomy places the organism in Eukaryota, Fungi, Ascomycota, Eurotiomycetes, Chaetothyriales, Herpotrichiellaceae. Gene Ontology annotation, molecular function: ureidoglycolate lyase activity; ureidoglycolate hydrolase activity. The coding region runs from base 1 to 675 and encodes 224 amino acids. Gene Ontology annotation, biological process: allantoin catabolic process.
AUGGCAGUCACCGCAACCGAACCACGUCAGAAAAUACAACCCAAAGAGGAAACCGGCAUCGAGGGCCGGGAUUUUGACCCUGCCGAAGUAGCGUACGUUCCAACCACGGGAGUUCGCAAAUUAUUCGAAACACCUCUUGUCUCAGCGACGCCUGAGAGCAUCAAGGGUUAUGGGGAGAUUGUCAAUGUGCAAAGCAUCGCAUCGAGAUCGUACGGCGGAGUGACUGAGGGGCUGUUUGAGUUCUGGUGGAAAGGCGACACUCUCUAUGCGCGCAACAACGCUGUUGGCGGCAGCUAUCUUUUUGCCUGGAGCCAGUAUCCUGAAGAGGCUGCCACCACUGGACCAGCGCGACCUCGUGAAAGAGCGAUGAUCUGGCGCGCGAACUACCACCCGGACGGGGGUCAGUUAUUUUAUCCGAUGGAUGGGCAGAGUUUCGUGGUUCCACUCGCCCUGCCAGGCGACGACGUAACGCCCGAAAAGUUCGUCGCGUUUCGAUGCGACGGCGGCAAAGGAUUGUAUAUCCAUCCAAAUAUCUGGCACGGGGCCGUUGUGCCUGUCGAGGACCAUGCGCGUUUCAUCGAUCGACAAGGCCGUGUGCAUGCCCGUGUAUCUGUGGAUUUUGCCAAGGAGUUCGGGGGAUACCUGUCUGUGCCUUUGCGGUCUGUCGUGCAGUGA